UGCCCAUUUAAGGAGGCGGGCCGUACCAUCCGAACUUUCUCGACGGGGGGAGCAUCCGGAGAACUCGGACAACUUCGAACUAGCCCCAAGGCGGUAUUCCUUUUCCCGGGCACUCCACGGCGGACGCUUGAGGCUGCUGGGUGGCAGCCCGGGCGCCGGUGGGCUUGGAGCCAGGCCCCCUUGGCUUGGUCUUCCUAGAAAUUGCCCCCGGGGGCGUCUCUGGCUAGCUCCGAGUCCGGACGCCGAGUUCCCCGGCUCGUCCAUAGUGCAGCUCUCCUGCAAGCCCCAGUGCCCGGAUGUCCAUCAGGAUUAGUGCGAACCAAUAGCCGGGAGGCCGAGGCUGCGCGGAGGACGCCCGGUCCCGAGCUGGCAGUCCGGGUAUUCGGGAGUCGCACCGGGCGCCGUCCCCGCCCGGCUCCGGCAAAUGGUGAGGGCGACGCUGGCCUCUGCGCCCGCGGGUUGGAGGCUCUGAUGGACCGGAGAUAUCCCGCACUAUAAACUGAAUGAUGGCAGCCUACUCGAGCUUGUACAAUGAAGACAGAAACCUGCUUCGAAUUAAGGAGAAGGAAAGACGCAACCAGGAAAUUCACCAAGAGAAAGAGGCAUUUCCUGAAAAGAUUCCCCUUUUUGGAGAGCCCUACAAGAAAGCAAAAGGUGAUGAGCUGUCAAGCCGAAUACAGAACAUGUUGGGAAACUAUGAAGAAAUGAAGGAGUUCCUUAGCUCCAAAUCCCAUCCUCGGGGUUUGGUUGCUUCUGAAGAUAGGUUGGGGAAGUCAAGAUACCCUUUAUUUCCUGACAAGGGGAGCAGCAUUCCAUCCAACUCCUUCCACACACGUGUCCACCACCAGCCCAUUCACACUCCUGCCUCUGGACCACUUUCUGUUAGUAACAUUAGCCACAAUCCAAAGAUGGUGAAGCCAAGAAUGGAACCAUUGCCAAAUCUCCAUGCCAAAAGUUAUGGGCCACCGGAAAGCCAGCACCUGGCCCAUGCUUGCCUUGGUCAGGAGGGAUACAGCUCUAGUCAUCUCACAAAAGGUGACCAUAGACCUGAUGGAGGCCAUUGUACUUUGAUGACAGACUCAGCUCCAGAAAGGGAACUUUCCCCCCUAAUCUCAUCUUUGCCUUCCCCAGUGCCCCCUUUGUCACCUGUACAUUCCAACCUGCAAGCUCUUCCCAGGAUGCCAGCAAGCAACAAGGUUCAUAGCAGUAGCAACAGCAGUAAAAGCUUCUGCCCAGCCAAGUCUCCCAAGGACCUGGCAGUGAAGGUUUGUGAGAAAGAGACCCCUCAAGACAAUCUAGUAGCGGUUGCCAGCCUUGGAGUCGCCACUCCCCAGCCAGCUUCUCAGACAUUUCCACCCCCCUCUCUACCAUCAAAAAGUCUUGCAAUGCAGCAGAAGCCCACUGCAUAUGUCCGGCCCAUGGAUGGCCAGGACCAGGCUCCACUGAGUGAGUCUCCCAAGCUGAAAUCGCUGCCAGAAGACUAUCGUCAGCAGACCUUUGAAAAAACAGACUUAAAAGUGCCUGCCAAAACCAAGCUCACCAGACUGAAGAUGCCUUCCCAGUCAGUGGAGCAGACAUACUCCAGUGAAGUUCAUUGUGUUGAAGAAAUUCUGAAGGAAAUGACCCAUUCGUGGCCUCCUCCUUUGACAGCAAUACAUACACCUAGUACAGCAGAGCCAUCCAAAUUUCCUUUCCCCACAAAGGAUUCUCAGCACAUCUGUUCUGCAAUCCAAAAUCAGAAACAAUAUGAUACGCCUUCAAAAACCCACCCUAAUUCUCAGCAAGGAACAUCCAUGCUGGAAGAUGACCUUCAGCUGAGUGACAGUGAGGACAGUGAGAAUGAACAGACCACAGAGAAGCUACCUUCCUCAGCUGCACCUCCAAGUGCUCCACAGUCGCUCCCCGAGCCAGUGGCAUCGGUGCGCUCCAGCAGUGCUGAGUCAGAGAGCACCAGUGACUCGGACAGCUCCUCAGAUUCAGAGAGCGAGUCCAGCUCCAGUGACAGCGAGAAUGAGCCCCUCGAAACCCCCGCUCCAGAGCCUGAGCCUCCAACAACAAACAAAUGGCAGCUGGACAACUGGCUGACCAAAGUCAGUCAGCCGGCGGUGCCCCCUGAGGGUCUAGGAAGCACAGAGUCCCCACACCGGCAUCUGGACAGCAAGGGAAGUAGUGACAGUAGCACGGGCCAGGAGCAUUCUGAAUCCAAAGACCCUCCUCCCAAGACCUCCACCAAGGCUCCCCGGCUUGCCCCCGAGGGCCCCCAUGCUGGGAAGAGGACUUGUCAGAAGUCUCCUGCACAACACGAUCCUCCAAGACAAACUGUUGGAACCAAACAACCCAAGAAACCUGUCAAGACCUCGGGGCAGGUUGAUUGCAGAGCCAGCUUGCAGCUAGACAGUGAGCCAGGCCUUUCAUACAGCACAAAAGAGCAGACUUCCAAAGACAAGCCCAAGGUGAAGACGAAAGGAAGGCCCCGCACCGGGGGGAGCAGGGACACCAAGCUCACUGCACCUGCUGCCAGCGAGAAGAAGAAGCACAAGAACUGUCCCCCAACCCCCUCCAAGGCCCUCUCAGGCCCCGCGCCUCCUAAGGACAGUGCGGGGCCUCGAACCCCGGAGCACUUUGCUCUGGCCCCCCUGACUCAGAGCCAGGGCCUACCCCACAGUGGCAGCAGUGGCAGCAGGACUAGUGGUUGCCGACAGGCAGUGGUGGUCCAGACAGAUGGCCGCAAAGACAGACUGCUGUUGCCUUUGAGUGACACCAGAUUGCUCUCACCGCUCAGGGACACUCCUGCCCCACAAAGCCUGGUGGUAAAGAUAACCCUAAACCUUCUCACUCGGAUACCCCAACUACCAGGCAAGGGUAGCCGCCCAAGGAAAGCAGAGGAGAAGCAGCCGUCCACAGGGAAGAAGUGCGAGUCUGAGAAGAGAGGUUCAGAAGACGCCAGCAAGGUGGCCAAAAAGAGAAAAGGUUACACAGAAAGAGAUUAUGAGAACAAAAAAAUCAAGUUGGAGAAAGAAGUCAAAUCACAGUCUUCAUCUUCUCACAAAGAGUCUUCUAAAACAAAGACACCCAGGCCUUCCUCAGAGCCUUCAAAAAAGGAAAUGCUUCCUCCUCCACCUGUGUCUUCCUCUACUUCCUCUUCCUCCUCCUCUUCCUCCUCCUCCUCCUCCUCCCAGAAGCCAGCCAAGCCUGCACACAAGAGGUCAAGGCAGGAAGCAGACAGCUGUGGUCAGGACCCUCCCAAAAGUGCCAGUAGUAGUAAGAACAACCAUAAAGAUUCUUCCAUUCCCAAGCACAGAAAAGUCCAAGGGAGGGGCUCCGGAAGCUCCACGGAACACAAAGGAUUUUCUGGAGAUACUUCAAAUCCUUUUCCAGUGCCUUCUUUGCCAAAUGGCAACUCUAAACCAGGGAAGCCUCAAGUCAAGUUUGACAAACAGCAAGCUGAUUUUCACAUGAAGGAAGCAAAAAAGUUGAAGUACAAAGCAGAGUCUAUGACAGACAAGGUUGGAAAGGCCUUUAAGUACUUGGAAGCCAUCCUGUCCUUCAUUGAGUGUGGAAUUGCCAUGGAGUCAGAAAUGCCGGCAUCGAAGUCAGCUUACACGGUGUACUCAGACACUGUGGAUCUUAUUAAAUUCGUGAUGUCGUUAAAAUUCUUCUCUGAUGCCACCAUGCCAACACAAGAGAAAAUAUUUGCUGUUUUAUGCAUGCGUUGCCAGUCUCUCCUGAACAUGGCCAUGUUUCGCUGUAAAAAAGACAUAGCAAUAAAGUAUUCUCGUACACUUAAUGAACACUUCAAGAGUUCUUCCAAAGUGACACAGGCACCUUCUCCAUGCGUUGCAAGAAGCACAGGCACCCCAUCCCCUCUCUCUCCAAUGCCUUCUCCUGCCAGCUCUGUAGGGUCCCAGUCAAGCGCUGGCAGUAUGGGGAGCAGCGGAGUGACUGCCGCCAUCAGUACCCCAGUCUCCAUCCAGAACAUGACCUCCUCCUAUGUGAACAUCACAUCCCACGUCCUUACCGCCUUUGAUCUGUGGGAACAGGCCGAGGUUCUUUUGAGGAAGAAUAAAGAAUUCUUUGCUCAACUGAGCACCAAAGUAUGUAUCUUGGCCCUCAAUAGCAGUUUAGUGGACCUGGUACACUAUACAAGACAGGGUUUGCAGCGGCUGAAACAAGUAACCAAAACACCUUAACGUGAGCCCAGCUGACACAAUGCCUUGGAAACUGUUUUGCACAUUGGAAGCCUCAAAAUCAGCAUAGACAUUUGUCUCAUUAGACGGCAUCAAACUCCAGUAGGGAAGCAGAGAUGGAGGCCAGCCCCAGAGAUGAUGUUGCUUUUCCGGAGUAAAGGAUGGAAGUGCAGUGUGCCCUAAUGGGCAUAUGGAUGGUCUAGAGACAUUUCUGUGCUUUUGUUUUGUUUUGUUUGGGUGUUUUGUUUACCCCACAGAAUACAAGUUGCAAAUGAAAUGAGGAGAAGCAAUUUCAACUCUGAAAGCAAGUUCUUUUCAUCUCAGUAGCCAUACUAAUCCAUUUCCAAAAGGAAUUUUUUUUAAAAAAUGAUUUGUGGUGAAGGGUUUUGUGGAUGAUUUUUUAAAAACGUUUUUGGGGAAAGAUUGCUUCAUGAAUUCUAAUGGCCAUCUGUAAAAUAUAAGUUGUGAAGGACUCCACUAUACCCCGCGUCCUGCUGUUGAACAGUGGCUUUGAUUCUAAGGAUUGGUAUUUAUACAACUGAAGGUGACUCCUGGCCCCCACUCCCUAAACACAUUUUCCCCCGUGAAGAUUUCUUUUACUGUGCUGAAAGGCAGCCCAAGUGGAGCACUGGAGGAGGAGCAGCCACAUUUGGGAGCAUCUCAUACCCCAAAAGGACUGGCGCUUCCAUUCCUACCCUACUCCAGGAAGGCACAUAACUAACAACAUCAAUGAUGCUCUAAACAGCCCACCUUGGGGGAGGAGGGAACCAACAUUUAUACCUGACCAGAUCGCUAAAGUGGUUUUUAAUUUUUGUUUAACUGAGCUGGAAUUCAAGGUGCUGAUGGGUGGUUUGUAGCUGCAUGGUAACUAUUCUAAUGAACUCAGAAUUUUGUCAAUGAACAAAGAAAAAUGAAAUCUUCUUAGGCUAUAUUUUUCUGUUACAGAUUAUAUUUAUAACAAAAUGAAACUUUCCAGUGUCUUGAUUGUCAUGAGGAAGUUAAUUUCCUGACCAGAUGUGAAGAUUUGGAGUAUAAAUUUGACUUUGAAAACAUUGCCACUACAUGCCUUCACUUCAGAGUGUUGUUGGCCAACUCGAUUUGAUUAAGUUGAAGAGGAACUGUGGCCUUUCUAUAAGCUGUCACCCUGCUAUCUACAUUAAACCAAAAUCUAUUUGAAAGAACUAAAAUGAAAGAACAAAGAAUUCCCACAGGCCCAUAAGCACAGUUUUUCCUUGAAACUUAGAAGGUUAUUAUUAGAAUACUCGUUUGAGUUCAGUGUUUUUAAAAGCCAGUGCUUUAUAUCCCUUUUUUAUGUAGAACUUGAACAUGUAUUAAAAUCGAAGAGUUAGAGUUAUUCCUAAUCGGUCUUUUUCUCCUGUUGCCUCUGCACCUCUACACAUUGUUACCUUUGUGUUUCAUUUCACAGUUAUUUGUGAAGCCACAUGCAGCCCCUGUGAUGAAUGUGAGAACACCGUUGGUAGAUUGACUAGGAGGACCCUAGACAUGGGAGUGAGCUCACUUGUCACAGUGGGAACUCUGUGUGGCAAUGUCCCUCUGGCUCUUCUGUACCACUGGCUUUACCCACAGAGUGUUAAUAUCUGAGCAGAAGACCUUCAUAUGUGAUCCUGAAAAGCAGCUACUCUCUCUAAACAGCUAGUUUUAAAACAUGAACACUGAUGUGAACAGUAAUUGGCCUUGGUAGUUUUGUUGUGCAUCCUAUAGAGGGGCAAGCAGCUAGCCUAAGGCCUAUAUGAUGGCUGCAGCAUAUGCCUUUCUUACCAUCUGCUCAUGGCUCCUGAAACAAGCUGUAUGGCAGUUAUGAGGGCUUUGCGCUAUGUGCUGAGUUCUUUCUGAGCUGAUAGCCAGUGUACCCUUGACUGAAAACAUUCCCCAGAUUUCUCAGCCAAUUUGAAAAGAACAGGUUGCUUGUUCAGUGACUGCCUUUGUGGGGUUUUUCUUCUCUCCCUUCCAAACUCUAUUAAAAAUAUAUUUAUUCUUUGGAAAAUCAAUGAAUUUGGGUAUAUUAGCUUGUACUGCUUUGGACAUUGGAUAUUUCUAGUUCUUACUGCAAUAUUCAUUUACCUAAAAGAUAAUUGCUAAUGACUGUCUUUGUAAUGGAAUACGUAAAACGUAGUUGCUGGUAAAAUGUGUACUAUUCUGAAGGUCUUUAUGCUUUACAGUUGUAUAUAGAAAUCUGAAGGAAUUUUUAAACAUUUGCACUUUUCCACUGCAUGCUUACAAAGGCAACAUUUGCACGGAUACAGAUAAUUUGAGAGAUUAGAUCAUAAAAUUAAGCCUUUGGAUAUGUGAAGUUCUGUAACAAUGAUAGUACACACUUCACAAUGAGACAGAAAAGUAUCCUUAAGAAGUGAAAAUAAAGUGCAAAUGUUGUCUUUGCCACUACAGAGGAGUGUGUCUGCCUAUAAUAGGAAAUAGAACAUUGUCUUUGAAAAGUGUCAAAUGUUUCUGCUCUGGGAGAUCGUUAAAAUGUGAAUCAAUGAAUUUAAGAGCCUUUCUAAAUAAUGAAAAACAUUUUACUGAAACAGCAUAUCACCCAUAUAGGCCACAGGGUGGCCUUGGGAUGGGGAUGGGAGAGCCCACUGAACAGUUAUUAGAAAUGAAUUACAAUAGGAUGGUAAUAUAAAACGCAUAAUGAGAAAAACAUUUGACUUUUUUUUUCUUAAACAAAAUGCCCUUUAUUUUGUAGAUGUUUUAGCAGAUAUGUGUAACUAAGUGUUCUGGACAAAUUGGGCCAUCUUUAUCUCCCUUAUUCUAAUUCUAGAACUCAGGAUGUUUAGAAACCAACUCAACCCACUUAGGGUUGAAAAUAUUUGCCUUAAUUAGGUGUACCUUACAUAAGAGCAGUUUAAUCUUACUGUGAUUCCUGCAUGGAAACUUUUGAAAAAACAAAACUCUUGUUUCUUCACAACCGUUAUCUUGGAUGUACACAAAAGAGAGGUAGACACAAAUGCAUGGAAGAGUUGAUUAAGGUGCAUUUGAUUGAUCAAACCUAAUUUUGAAAUAAUGCUAAGUUUUGCCACAUCUUCAAGGACUGUUACAUGGAUCUUAAAUCUACUUUUGUGGAAUUUGAAGCAUAUUUGUGCAUCCUGAGGUAAAUGAGUUGGAUAUUUAAAUUUUUUCUCAUGGCUUUUGAUUGUCUUUUAAUUUUUCCCAACACUACAAAGCAUCUUGGAAAAUUUACCAUUUCAUUUGUUAUACUCUGCCACUGAUUAGCCAUAUUUAGAUCAUGAAAGACUCCUUGAAGCUUUUGGAAACACAAGUGAGGGGUGCAUUACAUCUGUGGGGAGAUGCCAGCAUCAAUCACGGUGUUAUUUUUUCUCUUCAUCCUUUUCAGUUGUUUUGUUCCCAUUUGGAAAUAGUAGAUGUAAAUAACGUAUUUUUCUAUGCCUUUGUGGUUGUCUUGUUGGAGGGAAGUAUGUAAUGGCAGAAGCGCAUGGAUUGGGGUUUUCCUUUGAACACUGCAAGUAGUAUUUCUGCCAUGGAGCCUUCAAUGUGCAAUCUAGUUAUUUUGGCUUCUUGGUGACUGAGAAUGCACAUCCCUCUUCUGGCCAUGUUCCUUAGUUAUUUAUGAAGCAUUAACAAGAACCAUCUACCACUUUUCAGGUGGCUGCACGUUUCUGGUCCCAUGGGAAUUCACACUAUAUUCUGUUCCACUGUGUAUCAGACAUCACUAGCUAUUGUGAUGGGCAGAGAAGCACUCAUGUUUCUCUACCUGCUGGGGAGCCUCGGAGGGCAGGAAAGAAACCUAGUGCUUCUUGGGAGUCUGUAUGUUAAUAUAUUGGCCUGGAAGGAUAAGGAAAUAAGACCGCCCACAGCAAGGCUGGCUGAGCUGCAUGGUGCAGCAGCAAUGGCCGAACAAAGAUAAAACUUGCUUUGCUUAAAAGUAGAUGUUUAAGCAAUGCUCAUUACAGGCAGUAUUAAGUUUGCCUUUUGUUCAGGCCAUGGCAUGUAUUGUUAGGAUCACUCACAGCCUCCCCUCAGAUGCUGAGUAUACACUGUUCUUGCUGGGUGUGUUAUGUGUGAGUGUAUGUGUGGUCCCAAAUCUUGUUUUUUUGUUUUUCCUGAAUGUGAUUGUGAUUUGGAUGAUACCCGAGUAGAGUUGCCUUUUUUUUUUAUUUAUUACCAUUAUAUAUUUUAUUAUAUUAUAUAUUUUUUGCUUUCUUACAAUGUUAGAGAAAAGUCAAAUCUUGGUAUUGUUAAAAUUGUUUAAAAAAAGAAGUGGUCCAGUGGAUAAAUGAAAAUCACUGGUUGGUCUUGAGUGAAUUUUUCUUUGAUUACUGUAGAAUAAUGUGCCAGCCACUGCUGUCAGAGCAGUGAUUUUGUAUGUACGAUAGGAAGCAGGGAUGCUUUCAAUGGGAAGACGUGCAACACAGCAAGGGGAACUCCACGGAUUUUUUUUUCUACUUCAGCAAUGGAACUGCAACUUGGAGCUUUUGUGAAAAUUUAGCUGCCUUGUAUAGUCCUCUGAAAGAGACAGACAUGAUCUGUGAGAGAAUUGAAGUUUUUUCUAGAGGAAAAAGAUAUUUGCAAAAGAUAUUUCCAAAGAUAAAUGUGCCACAAAUCUUUUGUUUGUUCUCUGUAAUGAGGAGUAAAUGCUGUUUUUAAAAAGUGUAAUUGUUCAUCUUCAAAUUCUUUCCUUUUCACAAGAGGAUCGAGCUGUAAAAAAAAAAAAUAAAAAUUUAGAGAAAUCA
This is a messenger RNA of Dipodomys spectabilis (banner-tailed kangaroo rat), 8899 nucleotides long. RefSeq names its product AF4/FMR2 family member 1 (gene Aff1). Gene Ontology annotation, cellular component: super elongation complex; nucleus. The record is from RefSeq and is a predicted model, not a curated record. Bases 504 to 4190 code for a protein of 1228 amino acids. Gene Ontology annotation, biological process: regulation of gene expression. The transcript has 20 exons. NCBI's taxonomy places the organism in Eukaryota, Metazoa, Chordata, Mammalia, Rodentia, Heteromyidae.